UGCUGAAGAGCCUCCUGUGUGAUCCUCUGAGAUGCUCCCCGGUUCCUGCGCUCGCCUUCCCGUCCCCUCGAGCUCCAUGUGAGGACGGCGCACCCUGAGCAUCUUGAGCAUCCCGAGCAUCCAUCCUCUCAACUUGGUCUGGGAUCUAAAAUAAAGAGGGAAACCCAGAGGGAUCCGGAGCUCGUCUUUGGAUAAGGACCUUCGUCGCUUCCCCCCCUUCGCUGCAGCACUUCUUCACUUCGGGGAAGAUUUUUUUCCUACUCCCCCACCCCCGUUUCAGCUGGUUUUGUUAAUCCAGGUGGCCUUGUUUCUUGUUUUUGGAGAUUUGAAGGAGGAUUAUUCAAGUUUGAGUUGGUGUUAAGGAAGAUCUCCUCCUCCCCCCUCCCCGAAGGCUCGUUCUCAUGUUCUCCAUCCAGGACAGCCUCCCGCGGGGGGCUCUGACCAUGAAGGAAGAGCCCCUGAGCAGCGGCAUGACACCGGUCCGCUCGUGGAUGCAGAGCGCGGGGAUCCUGGACGCCAACACGGCGGCGCAGAGCGGCGUGGGCUUGGCUCGGGCCCACUACGAGAAGCAGCCCCCCUCCAACCUGCGCAAGUCCAACUUCUUCCACUUUGUACUGGCGCUGUACGACCGGCAGGGGCAGCCCGUCGAGAUCGAACGCACCUCCUACGUGGACUUCGUGGAGAAGGACAAAGAGUACAACGGCGAGAAGACCAACAAUGGGAUCCAUUACAGGCUACAGCUCCUCUACAGUAACGGUAUCAGGACAGAACAGGACCUGUAUGUGCGAUUGAUAGACUCCAUGACCAAACAGCCCAUCCUGUAUGAAGGGCAGGACAAGAACCCAGAAAUGUGCCGUGUUCUUCUCACACAUGAGAUCAUGUGCAGCCGGUGCUGUGACAAGAAGAGCUGUGGAAACAGGAACGAGACCCCAUCCGACCCGGUCAUCAUUGACAGAUUCUUCCUGAAGUUCUUCCUCAAGUGCAAUCAGAAUUGCUUGAAAAAUGCAGGGAACCCAAGAGACAUGCGGAGGUUUCAGGUGGUGGUGUCCACGACCGUCAAUGUGGACGGCCAUGUCCUUGCUGUCUCAGACAAUAUGUUUGUCCACAACAACUCCAAACAUGGGAGGCGGGCGCGGCGCCUCGACCCUUCUGAAGCAGCCACUCCCUGCAUCAAAGCCAUCAGCCCUAGUGAGGGUUGGACGACUGGAGGGGCCACCGUCAUCAUCAUCGGGGACAACUUCUUUGAUGGCUUGCAGGUUGUCUUUGGCACCAUGCUCGUGUGGAGCGAGCUCAUCACGCCCCAUGCCAUCCGAGUCCAGACACCCCCACGGCAUAUCCCAGGGGUCGUGGAGGUUACGCUUUCCUACAAGUCCAAGCAGUUUUGCAAAGGCGCUCCAGGCCGCUUUGUGUACACAGCCCUGAACGAACCCACCAUUGACUAUGGCUUCCAGAGGUUACAGAAGGUCAUCCCCAGGCACCCUGGAGACCCUGAGAGAUUACCCAAGGAGGUGCUGUUGAAGAGGGCAGCUGACCUGGUGGAAGCCCUGUACGGGAUGCCCCACAACAACCAGGAGAUCAUCCUGAAGCGAGCAGCUGACCUGACAGAGGCUCUCUACAGCGUCCCUCGCAGCCACAACCAGCUGCCCUCCCUUACCGGCUCGGCCGCCCACUCUGGCAUGAUGGGGGUGAACUCUUUUGGUGGCCAGCUGGCUGUGAACAUCUCUGAGGCCUCCCAGGGUGACCAGGGUUACUCCCGGAACUCCAAUAGUGUCUCUCCCCGUGGAUACGCGCCCAGCUCCACACCCCAGCAGUCCAACUACAACACCAUCACCUCCACCAUGAACGGCUACGGGGCAGCGGGCAUGACCAACCUGGGGGUGCCCGGGUCCCCGAGCUUCCUCAACGGCUCCGCUGCCAGCUCCCCCUACGCAAUCAAACAGAAGAGCGCCUUCGCCCCUGUUGUGCGGCCACAGACCUCCCCGCCCCCCACCUGCACCAGCACCAAUGGGAGCAGCCUACAGGCUAUGGCCGGUCUCAUAGUCCCACCUAUGUGAAAAGGGGUAUCCAUGUAGAUGUUUCUCCACACACCCCGCAUCAGAUUCACCUGCCCUCCAAGUCUUUCAGACAACAUACCCCAAGGCCCAGCAGAAGACCGUCUGUAGGGAAGACCCUGAGGCACACAGUGACCAGCCUUGACUGCCCUGUACGCACUAUACCCUGGGCCUCCUGUGGAUCUUAAUUAGUGCUGUCGAAACGUUGGUGGCCUGACCCAUUGUCCAUAUCUAUAUUCAGAUGUAAUUCUACAUCAGUUAUGAGAAAUUUCCUUAGAAACUGAACAAGUAGGAUAAGAUAGCAACAAAAAAAGAAAAAAAAAAGCACUGUGGGUAUUUGUGAAUAUAUUACAAUUCCUCUUCCAUGUUAAAGUCUCCUCAAGAAGUCCUUCAAUGUAAAAUAAUCUCUUCCCCAUGAAACAGGCUUGGUGAAAUAUUUGAGAUUGUUGAAGUGCUAAAUAUAACAUAUAUAGUCAUAUUGCGUUCUGUAGCUUAUCCCAUUUUUUACUGGACAAUGUCUCAGGCUAGUGAGGUUUAUUUACUGAACUGAAUGUUAUUUUGGAUGAUGGCUCCUCUACAUUUUGCCCUUCAUACUGGCUAUUUCUGUCACUGUGAGUACUUUUAGUAGUCCAGGAAGGUCUGCAUCUUGUUGCUGAAACAUCGUUGACGUGUUCCAGAGAGCUGGCGUGUUUCCCUCUUGGUUUCUGCUGGUUCCCAUACGCUAAGAGAGCACAGGUCCAUUUGCUGGGACAGCAUCAAUUUCCCUCAUCUUUUCCCUUUACGGGUCAUUUGAAUGGUAUGUCACAGUUUGAUAAGGUGCAGUGGGCACCGUCGUGUGCAGUGGUGUUGCCUCUUCCUCCAUUGUAGUACAGGAGGAAUUAACCAGCAAACAGAGAAACACCGUUGUUUUCUUCAGUACGUUCAGAAGACCAGGUGGAGUGUUUGUAGGCUCUUGGUGGUGCAGGAGCGGAAAUCGGUCCGUGUGGCACGCAUUUAGAUUUUCACAGCCUGUUGUUGAACUUGCACAGGUUUCAGCUCCAGUUGUCCAAACUGAAGGAUGCUAGGGCAGCCCCAAGCUUUUGGGACCAACAGAUUAAGCAGGUGAUACAUUUUUUUUCAAACAAAACAUUAUCAGUAGUAUACAGUAAUUCCACAUUUGUGCAUCUGUAGAUUAAAAAGCAGGAGUGCUUGCUACGACUCAAAUCAACUUUAGGUACCGGAAUUAUUGUUCAACUUCUUAUUGUGCUUUUUUGUAUGUAUUUAUAAGGUAUGUUUUGGAAUUUCUUUGGUGACUUAGGCCUGAAUAAUAGUGCAAAAUAUAUAUGUAAACACAUUUGAUGUCUUAAAACCUUUUAGAUAUUGUUAAAAAAGUGAGAAAAAAAAGAACACAUAAAUGAAACAAUGCUUUUGUAAAAAUGAACAAAAAAGUCUUAGACAUGAUCUGAUCAUCCUGUUUUUUAAGCAGGAAUUAAGCUCCAUUACUUUUGUAUAAAAAUGCUUUGCAAUACUAUAUUUAACUUUUUUGUACACAGUCAUUCCACCCAGCACCCCUGCCCCGUUUUUUCCUUUUUCUUGUCCUCUGUGUAUUAUUGUGAAAGAUGUAUACUCAUAGCUAUUUCUCAAUGCACUAUUUUAGUUUGAACACCUGCAAGAGCAAAGCAUUUUAGCAAGCAAAAAGAAAGAAAAAAAAAAACAAAAAAUAAAGAAGUGUAGUACAAAUAUGCGCUGAUAUGUUUUCUACCCUUUUGGAACACUUUUUUUUCUGUCAUUUUAAUUAAAAAGGGAGACUCAACUUUUAUCAUGGAAAUUUCUAUAUUUCUAAACUUAGUACAUUAAAGUUCUUUAUUCUUACAUGGCUCUAUGGCUCUUACAUACUAUCCGUAUUCAUUAAUCAAAUGGUGGUGUUUGGUGAACUUUUUACUUUAACUGUAAUCUGUGAUGAAACUUUAUACAUUGUGUUUGGUGUAUAUAAAUGUAAUGAACAUGCUUGUAUUGAUCAUAACCAAUGAGCUGACUAUUGGUUCAAAACCAGUCCCGAAUCCAAAUCCUUCUUGGAGGGAAUUCUGGGAGAGCCGGGCAAAAGUUGAGUAUCCCUUCAAGCCAGCAAAUCCUUUCCAUUGGUGUAGUUAUUGUUGUUGUUGUUGUUGUCGUUGCACACAAUUCUGUAUCAUUUACUUAUGCAAUUUGUAUUACUGUAAUGCAAGCAACUGUCACUCCACAUUAUUUCUGUGGAAUAGUUGUAAAAUAAAAUAAAAUAACAAUAUAUACAUAUAUAUAAAUUGAUGCCUUACAAUAUAUUAUGUUCCCAUAUAUUGUAUUCCCUCUGUUUUGCAACUUUCAAGAAAUUCAGAAUCAAUAAGUAAGAAAAGUUUUUCCAUACCUUUCAUAUGUGUACCUACAACAAACUAACAAACGUAAAACAGCAAGUCAUAUCUUUGUAGGAGCAGCAGCGAUUAGAAGGGAUCAGUAAUGUAUCAUUUCAGAAGGAUAUUACUCUCUCAAGUCUCUUUGCACAUUACAUAUUGUAUACAUUGUGCACAUGUUUGUGUGUGUGCCAGGCAGGAUUGUAAUUAUAUUGUUUUUUUAAGGUCUUGAUGUUGCGCGACUGGUUGUUAUGUGAAUUAAUUCCCUAAGUGUAAAUUACCUCUGUGUUCCCUCUUAAUGAGAGCAGCAACCAUCCAUUUUAACCUUACGGGGCGACUGUGUGAACAAUAUAGGGCAAAGUUUUCGUUCAUGAGCAAGUACAAAACAAAAGGUGUAAAUCCAUUUUAUGUUGCCACAAAAAAUAAUCUUACGUAAUAGGAUGAAGUGUGCAGGAUCAAGUGGACAGAUUUCAAUGAAAAACUCACAAAAAUUACAAAAUCUGCAUAUUAUUUUAAAAAAUUAUUUGUUGCACCAAUUCCUUUUAUCACUCAAUUUUAUUGAAAAAGGAAUAAAAUGAAAAAUUAAUCCACUGUCAUCCACCAAAAAAUAAAAACGUACAAAUUGCUUACAAAUGCUUUUUGUAUAGGGGUGUCUAGGUGGGGGUGUAUUUUUACAAUUUAAAAUGUACAAUAAAUUGUUUGAUAGCUGCAGGUUUGUACAGUGAAUAGCAAUUAUCAGAAA
Molecule: messenger RNA, 5156 nt
Organism: Scleropages formosus (Asian bonytongue)
Lineage: Eukaryota; Metazoa; Chordata; Actinopteri; Osteoglossiformes; Osteoglossidae
Product: transcription factor COE3
Exons: 16
Coding region: 402-2054 (550 amino acids)
Biological process (GO): regulation of DNA-templated transcription
Molecular function (GO): DNA-binding transcription factor activity; DNA binding
Source: RefSeq, a predicted model, not a curated record